AUGAGUUUCCGUCUUCUUGACUUGGCCAAGUUCCUCACGGCGUUGGUGCCGGAAAUCGAGCUCCCGGACGAAAACGUCAGUCUCGAUGAAAAAGUCGUCUACACUAUCGGUUCAGGCAUCAUUUUUGUGUUGACGCAAUUGCCCGUAUACUCGUUGGUGAAGGACGCCUCUCAGCAGAUGGCGGAUCCAUUUUCGACCUUGAGACCGCUCUUUGCCAUGGAGCAGGGCACCUUGUUGGAGUUGGGGCUCUUACCCAUUGUCGCUUCUGGGUUCAUUUGGCAGUUGGCUGCAGGCACCAGGAAGCUCAAGGUGAACUUCAACUACUCCUUGGAUAGAGAGUUGUUUCAGACGGCGCAGAAGGUGACGGCCAUUGUCUUUUCUGCUGUCUUCUCGCUUUUGUUGCUCUUCCUGGGCUACUACGAUAAAGUGAUCAAGGGCUACAACCCUGAAGAGCCCACUUCUUCGCCCUACGGUGCUUAUGUGUUGAUAUUCUUGCAGACGGUGGGCACCUCGUUCUUCCUUACCUUGAUGGCCGAGGUCCUUGAUAAAGGCUACGGCUUUGGCUCUGGUGUCUUGUGCUUUAUUGCCUUGCACAGUGCUGCGGGGCUUGUAAGAGAUUUGGCAGGCUUCGAGAUGGUCUCUGCUGCUCCCGGCGAAGAGCCACAGACGUAUGGUGUGCUCUCGACGUUGUUCAAGACCCUCAUCACGUUGGAUUUCACCGCCAUCAAAGACUCGCUCAUUGGAUUGUUUUUCCGUCCAAACUUCCCUACACUUGGCUCCAUUCUUGUCGUUUUGGUCGCCGGUCUUGCCACCAUCUACUUGCAGAACUUCCGUAUGGAGAUCCCCAUCAGAUCCAGCAGGGCUAGAGGCUCGGCCAAUGUGUAUCCACUCCGUUUGUUCUACACUGGAGCUUUGCCUGUUUUGUUUGCAUACUCGGUGCUUGCCUCGGCUCAGAUUGCCUUGUACUUUGCCUCGGUGUUUGUGGCUCCUUUCAACCCUCUCGUGAGCUCCAUCCUUGGCACCUACGCUGAAUCCGGCAAGGUUGUGGAUGGCAUUGCCUUCUACUUGACUGCACCUUCCUCUUUGGCUGAGUCUGCCUUUUCUCCAAUCAGAGCAGUUGUGUUCUCUGCUUUGGUUGUGGUGUUGUCCAUCACCUUUGCCAGAACCUGGGCCUUCACCUCUGGGUCUGCUCCAAAAGACAUUGCCAAACAGUUCAAGGAUCAGAGUAUUGUCAUUGCCGGUAAGAGAGACGCUUCUGUUGCAAAGGAGUUAAACAAGGUGGUGACCAGCGCGGCUACCACGGGCGCCGCUCUUUUGAGUGCUUUGGCACUUUCUGGCGAGUUGCUCGGCUCUUCGGGUAAAACUGUGUCCGUUGUUGUGGGCAUCUGCUCUGCUUUUGCCGUUUUGGAAGACUUUAUGAUGGAGUGGCAGCAGGGCGGCGGCAGCAACUCCCAGCUCGUCAAUGCCCUUGCAUCGUACCAAUAA
This is a messenger RNA of Candidozyma auris, 1485 nucleotides long. It is a transcript of the gene SSH1, whose product is annotated as Ssh1p. Gene Ontology annotation, molecular function: transmembrane protein transporter activity; ribosome binding; signal sequence receptor activity. The coding region runs from base 1 to 1485 and encodes 494 amino acids. Gene Ontology annotation, biological process: post-translational protein targeting to membrane, translocation; SRP-dependent cotranslational protein targeting to membrane, translocation. The transcript is spliced from 2 exons. Gene Ontology annotation, cellular component: Sec61 translocon complex; membrane. NCBI's taxonomy places the organism in Eukaryota, Fungi, Ascomycota, Pichiomycetes, Serinales, Metschnikowiaceae. The record is from RefSeq and is a predicted model, not a curated record.